AUGGGCAAGUCAACCGACUCUGACCUCGUCAUCUCCAACGCUCAGACAAACGAAGAGUAUAGAGAUGAAUCAUACCAGAUUCCAAAGAAUACAUCAUUGAUUGUAAGGAGAGUGCCAAUUACCAAUGCACCAAAGUCUGGUGGACAUGGAGGAAUGCCAAGUGGAAAUAAUAUGACACCAGUGAUAUCCAAGCCUGUUGCCCUCACACCCGCUCCCCUUGUGGCCAAGGACAGCUCGGGUAUGCCAGACGACGAAUUGGCCAAUGAUGAGAAUGCCAAGAUCAACGCACUACUAUCAACACAUGCUGGAUUGGGAGCUGACCGUCCACACAUGAGAGAACAUAGACCACAUAACUCAUUCCCAACUGAUGGACGUAUUGUCGCCCCACCUCCAACUUAUAUAUGUCACCGUUGCAAUCAGCCUGGACACUACAUCAAUCAGUGUCCGACCAACGGCGAUCCAAACUUCAAUCAUCACAAGUCGAAGAAGGCAUCGGGCAUCCCCAAGAUCUUCCUCAAGCCCGUCCAGAACCCAGGCAGUGCCGCUGGCUCAUCCACUGUGCUCAUGCCAGGUGGCGGUGUGGCCGUCGUACUGACACAUGAGUCUGAGUUUGCCAAGUUGGCCAAGUCAAUCAUAUCGUCCGAGGUGCCUGGCGAGGAGGACAACCAGGGUGAGUCCGUCUCGGGCACAUCAUCUGCCAAAGGUCCAGCGCCUGCAUUCCCAUCAACAUGUAGCCAAUGCAAGAACCAAGUCGAUCUGACCUCCUACUUUGUAUCGCCAUGUUGCAACAAGCAGUUCUGUUUCCAAUGUAUUAAGGAGUAUAUUAAGAAGGUGACUGAUGGAGACGUGGCAAAGAAGCCAUUGUGUCCUGACUGUUUCACAACAAUGGACGUCGAUCAGUCAAGGAUGGAGGAGUACGAGUUGAAGUACCGACCAGUUGAAAAGAAGAGGCCUGCCCCCGAGCAGGAGGAGUCGGCCACUACCACCACCAAUGAUGACAAUCAAUCAAGCAAGAAGCACAGGACUGAUAAUGACACUAGAGUAGAUAUCUAUAAUAAACAAGCGCCACAACAACUGACGACAUUGGACAUGCUUGUUAACACGACUACCCUUCCACCCUCCCUUCCCCACCUCAAUCACAACAGGACACAAACCAGCAGUCGACCAAAGACCAUAGAAGUAGCAGUAGCAGAAGGAGGAGUGCAGAGCGCUCUGGCCGUGACAGCCGUGAUCACCGAGACAUCAACCGUGACCAUCGUGACCAUCGCGACCAUCGUGAUCAUCGGGACAGCAAAGACCAUAGAGACCACAGAGACAGGUAUUCCGCUCCAAUGGAGAGCCGUGACAACAGAGACCACAGAGACCACAGAGACAGAGACAGUAGAUCGUAUGAUCGCGAGAGAGAGGCCUUAA
Molecule: messenger RNA, 1413 nt
Organism: Acytostelium subglobosum LB1
Lineage: Eukaryota; Evosea; Eumycetozoa; Acytosteliales; Acytosteliaceae
Exons: 4
Coding region: 1-1413 (470 amino acids)
Biological process (GO): protein ubiquitination; ubiquitin-dependent protein catabolic process; mRNA processing
Cellular component (GO): nucleus
Molecular function (GO): ubiquitin protein ligase activity; nucleic acid binding; zinc ion binding
Source: RefSeq, a predicted model, not a curated record